Molecule: messenger RNA, 1071 nt
Organism: Amphiprion ocellaris (clown anemonefish)
Lineage: Eukaryota; Metazoa; Chordata; Actinopteri; Pomacentridae
Gene: pnp4a
Product: purine nucleoside phosphorylase 4a
Exons: 7
Coding region: 89-973 (294 amino acids)
Biological process (GO): nucleoside metabolic process
Cellular component (GO): cytoplasm
Molecular function (GO): purine-nucleoside phosphorylase activity
Source: RefSeq, a predicted model, not a curated record
CACACUUUCUCACCAAACACACAUAUUUACCAACAGAAGCUGCUCAUUCAAACACAAACACACCAGUGAGCUCAUAUUCAUCAUCACCAUGCACAGCAAAGACCAGAUCAGUCAUGACGACUACCAGAAGACAGCUGAUUGGUUGAUGUCUCAGACAAAGCACCGCCCUCAGGUGGCGAUCAUCUGUGGGUCCGGACUGGGCAUGCUCGCUGACACCCUGAAGUGUCAAGACUCCUUCGCUUAUUCUGACAUACCAGGUUUCCCUCAGAGCACAGUUCAGGGUCAUGCGGGUCGGCUGGUUUUCGGGGAGCUGAAGGGGAAAAGUUGUGUUUGCAUGCAGGGUCGUUUCCACAUGUAUGAAGGACACUCACUGCUGAAGACGACGUUUCCAGUUCGAGUCUUCAAGCUGCUGGGGGUCGAGACUCUGUUCGUAACAAACGCUGCCGGCUCAUUGGCCGACGGCCUCCAGCCUGGUGACAUCAUGAUCAUCAAAGACCACGUCAACUUCCCCGGAUUGGUCGGUCUGAACCCGCUGUGUGGACCUAACGAUGACAAGUUCGGGCCCCGUUUUCCCGCCAUGUCAGGCUGCUAUGACAAAAACCUGCGUUGCCUAGCGAUGGAGAUCGCCAAGCAGCUGGGCGUGGCCGGCCUCAUGCAGGAGGGCGUGUAUGCCAUGGUGGGCGGGCCCAACUUUGAAACCAUCGCUGAGGCCAGACUGUUGCAUCGACUCGGCGUGGACGCUGUUGGUAUGAGUACGGCUCCUGAGGUUGUUGUGGCGACGCACUGCGGCCUGAGAGUCUUUGGUCUGUCUCUGAUCACCAACAAGGUGGUGAAGAGCUACGAGGACUUGGACAGCGUGAACCAUGAGGGCGUUCUGGAAGUCGGUCGGCUGCGUUCUCACACGGUGCAGCAGCUGGUGACCGAACUGAUUGGCAGGAUGGAGAUCAAUAACAACACCAAUAAUGCUGCCUGAACACACACACACACACACACACACACACACACACACACACACACACACACACACACACACACACACACACACACACUGUGUACAUAUUGAUCUUUGUA